ACGAUGUACUAACACGUCAAUUUGAUAUCGAGUACCUUUAUCUUGAGUGUGAGACCUUGGGAUAUCUUAUGGUUAUAAUUGCAAUCAUAAAGUAUUAAAGAUAAAUUCAAUAUAAGUGCUAUGUAGAUAGAUUUGUUAUAUAGUAAAAAAAGUAAUGAAGCAACUACGGACGGUGAUAGUGUUUGCUUGCUUAGGCAUGGCCUGCUGUCAUAUUUGUCUCAUAACUCCAAGACAGAGAGGAACAAUGGAUAUAUCGAUGCCAGGAAGUCCAACUUGUACCAGACAUGCGGAACCGUGUGGCGGACAAGACAUCGAGACGCCAAAGGUCACGUAUAUGGCGGGAGAAUCCGCAUUCUUCAAAUGGCAACAGAACCUGAAUCAUUACGAAUCUGGUUAUCCAGGCUAUAUGGACAUCGGUAUUGCCCGAUCAGAAAAUAGCACCGACUUUACAACACUGGCGGUUGUCACAGAUAAAUAUGUCCACAGACAAGAUUAUCAACAAAACUUUACUGUAGUCGUAAAAAUACCAAGCAUUAUGUGUGAUCACUGCGUUGUGCGCAUGCGUUAUAACGCCCACAAACCUGGCGAAACCACUUUUCUGCAAUGUGCCGACAUCAAAAUAUCUCUUGGCUCCAAGUCCCACGAUGGUCUCAAGUUUUCUCAGAACCAUGAAGAAAGCCGAGCUGACAAACAGAAACUGUGGCCAUUAAAUCGCGCACUGCGGUUACGGAAACUUCACCAGAAACUACAAAAAGAUGAUGACACAGAAAAUGCUAUGAAAUUAUACGGUAUUGCAUACAAUCCAUUUGAACCCCAGAGGAGUCACUAUAUAUCGAUUGACACUAUGUCUGGCCAAACCGAAAUGGUCAACUCCUUCAAAUUUGGUAUCGAUGCUCCAGGUACAGGAAACAACACCAAAAUGUUCUUAUUGGAUGAAGUGCUGUCAAUAGAUUACGGAAGAAACACAACCAACUUCUUAGUGCAUGAGACCGGAAGCAGAGAUGAUGUUGCAAAGCGACUUUAUGUUGUUGGGACAUAUAAUGGAAGUCUAGUACAGUACACAGAUUUAUUCCAGUUCAGCGGAGGAGCUAUCAAUGGUCUGUCUUGGUACACGUACGGAACAUCGGCGGCAUUUAGAAUACAACCGGCGGAGACAGCGAAUAAUUGGUAUUUCGAGGUUGGGAUGCUGGUGGAUGGAGGUUAUAAAAUGGCGGCUCGUAUCCCCAAGCCAGAGGGUCUAUAUGUCAAUUUCCAAUGGUUCGAGACAGAUGUGAACAAUUAUCACAGGACCUACACUUUGAUGGGAAAUGAGAAUGCACCUGAUGAGCUGAACGCAAGAAUAUAUAUCUUUGAUAUUUACGAUAGUAUUUUCAGUAAGUUUGUCAAGUACACGGAACUAGAUGUCUCCAAAUAUACAUUUAUGUCUAUGCACUCAUAUCCCGGAAGUGACGAAUUAUACGCAUUUUCUCCUGGUCUAUGGUUUGAUGAUCCGCAUGCUUGGUAUCUAGUCGCCAUUAAUCCAAUGUCAGGAGAGGUUACGAAGAAAUGUGACAUUGCCCCACCUGGAAUAUUUCAACGAUACUAUGGAGGCACGGUUAACCAGGGAUCCACAAACCAUGGUGGAUAUCUGUACCACGUGCUACGUGUAGACGGCAGUGAUGCAGACCUUAUUGUGAAAAUUCAUCCUGGAACUUGUCAGAUGACAUUCUCAGAACCCACAAAUCUAAGGCACAUACACUCUCUUCAGAUGCCAGCCAUGUAAAAACAGGACAGAAAUUGUGUAAUUGGCUAAUAAAUAAACUUUUUUUUCGAGCUGUACCAUGUGGCAUUAUCUUAUGUCUGGAAAUAGUUUAUGAAUAUUUUUCAUAUUGUACGCACAGUUUCUUUCCAUCGUGCUUUAUACAAACUGUUUUCUGAUUAAAACACUUCUUUUAUCUGCA
Messenger RNA from Mercenaria mercenaria, 1940 nucleotides. RefSeq lists its product as uncharacterized. The record is from RefSeq and is a predicted model, not a curated record. The coding region runs from base 155 to 1762 and encodes 535 amino acids. NCBI's taxonomy places the organism in Eukaryota, Metazoa, Mollusca, Bivalvia, Venerida, Veneridae. The transcript is spliced from 8 exons.